AUGUCCACCAAACAGUCCCACCAAGUUCAUUUCCAUCGUCAAGCUAAUGUAAGACCAAUUGAGCCAAGGCAAUCUAGCUCCCAUGUGAAGCAGUCCAAAAAUCUGGAGGAGACACUAGUACAACUGCAUGAGUUGCAAGAGCCAACCCCUCCACAAAUUGUCUCAAGUGGAAGGGCAGAUAUGGCAGGGUCAAACAUGGAUAUUGUGGCCAAUUCAUGUGAAAGCUUGCUGGAUCAGUUCCUGCAGGAAAGGGAGCCAACUGCUCUGGCAGAGGGUGGAAUUGUGGCCAUAAUAGAUCCACAUGACAACUUGAUGAAUCAGUUCCUGAAUGAACAGGAACCAACUGCUCCCCCAGCAGAUGGUAUGAAUGUGGAUCUACUCAAGCAAUUGCUGAAUGCACAGAAACCAUCAGCACUGCCAGUCAUGCACAAGAAAUUAAACAAGAUGGAUGGGUCUUCAGCACCUGCACAAGAUGUUACUAUGCAGGAUAUGAGGGAACCAACACCUCCACCACUUGUUUCAAAUGUACCCAUCAAAUCUUUUGACUUGGCAGUGGAUGAGGACAAUGGCACAAACUGUUUGACUUUUGGCAUGCCUGAACAAUCAGAGAUGAGGGAUCUUUUCAAAGAAAUAUGCAACAGUGCACUUCCAUCCACACAGCAAUCUCUUCAAAUGGAACAAUGGGGAUUGGCACCUGUUCCAUGUUGUGAUCAAGUAUCUUGCUACUGCAGAGUCACCACUCCCAGUGACACACCAUUCAAUCCCACCCUCAGUAGGCACCUUGUGCAGGCUGCAAAUGCCAUUGCAAGAGAAUUGGGCACAGCUGCAAGGGACCACCAAUCACACCCAUCUUCCCAGUCUGUGGUAGAGAUGGGUAUCCUCUACUUGGCAUGCUGGAUUGAGGUGGCCUCUGUACAUCUGAAGCAGACUGCCAAUAUUGCAGGAUGGCUGACACAUUGGUUUGCGAAACCUAGCAAUGGACUUGCUGAUCCCAAUUCUGGCUUUGCAUUCCCUUGGUGGCUAUAUCAUUCUGAGGAAUACACAGUGGAUUCCCAAAGAUUGCAAGGCAAGGGAUUGUUUUCUGUGGCCUGGGAUUUUUUUAAGUUGAUGAUGGCCCAGGGCUUAUGGCCAUUGCCUGAGGUGCCAAUCACAGACUGUCUCAAUGGCCAUAUUGAGGAGCAGGUAAACUACUGCAUUGAAAAUAUUUGGAAAUAUGCCAAUGUUGUCAAUGGUCAGGGUUGA
Molecule: messenger RNA, 1242 nt
Organism: Pisolithus orientalis
Lineage: Eukaryota; Fungi; Basidiomycota; Agaricomycetes; Boletales; Pisolithaceae
Exons: 10
Coding region: 1-1242 (413 amino acids)
Source: RefSeq, a predicted model, not a curated record